AUCUUCCUCUACAUGUCGAUACCUGCAGACUGUUGAGUUCCUUUGCAAAGCCAAAUUCAGUGAAAUUAAGAUAAGCAAUGGAUGGUUCUACUUCUCCUGUUCUAAGAGCUAUAAAAAGCUACAGCAGAGUUUCACAUCUUUUACAUGUUCAAGAUGUAAUGAUAACAAUGAUAUUGGGAUUAUUAG
This is a messenger RNA of Eruca vesicaria subsp. sativa (arugula), 186 nucleotides long. NCBI's taxonomy places the organism in Eukaryota, Viridiplantae, Streptophyta, Magnoliopsida, Brassicales, Brassicaceae. The record is from the annotation of a GenBank genome assembly.